Messenger RNA from Didymodactylos carnosus, 3051 nucleotides. The record is from the annotation of a GenBank genome assembly. Lineage: Eukaryota; Metazoa; Rotifera; Eurotatoria; Philodinida; Philodinidae.
AUGUCAUUUAUAAUUCGUUUACAAAAUCUUGCAUGGGAAGCACGUUCUCAAGAUAUUCGAAAAUAUUUUGUUGGAUUACAAAUUCCCGAUGGUGGUGUUCAUAUCGUUGGAGGUGAUAGAGGCGAUGCAUUUAUUGCAUUUCAAUCCGAUGACGAUGCUCGACAAGCAAUGCAAAAAGAUGGUGGACAAAUAUGUAAUCAAUCGGUCAAAUUAUUUUUAAGUAGUAAAAGUGAGAUGCAAAAUGUGAUUGCAGCAGCUCGUAGCAAAACAAUGCCGACAUCAUCAGCGAAUGGAAAACAAAGUCAAACACCAUCAACUUUAAAUCAACAAUCAUCCGGCUCUAUUCCAUCAUCAUCUUCUUCAACAAAUCAACAAUUCACACAAGAUAUCGAUGAAACAUCAAAUGAUAAUCUCCGUCACCAUCAUCAUCAACAAACAGAAACAAUAACAUCCUUUCUUGAUGCUGUCAACAAAACACAAAAACUAAGCCAGCCCAUUCAAAAUAAUAUUCCAUCAGCAGUAACAAAUAAUUCUACAAAUGUUAAUGGUGCUAAUCUAGCACCAGCAAACCUUGUGUUGUCUUUAUUGCAAUCAAAUUUACCACCAAAUGUGUUAGCACAAUUAGCAAGUCAGGGUUUAAACUCUCAACCAAAUGCUGUGUUACAACAACUUGCUGCCUUACAAGCAGCAAAUUCACAACAAAGUACUAUACCAAUGCAAACUGGUCAAUCACCAAUAUAUGCAAAUAAUCCAUUACAAUCCCAUUUACCAACAUCAGCAGUUAGCACAACUACAUCAUCUCAUUACACUCAUACACCAUCUUCAACUCAUGGAACACAAAUUCAUGAUGCAGUAUCAACAACAACCUCAAAUACUUCUCCUUUUCUUCACCAUGUUCCACCGCCGGUGUCAUUUUUAACUCCUGGCGCACUUCCUCAGCUGCCACCUGGAGCAUUGAAUGCACUCAUGUCUGCUGGACCUGGCACACUACCACCUAACUUUCUACUUCCACCGUGGCUACAAACAUCAACACCACAUCAUAUACCUCCGUCGCUUAUUCAAAAUACACCAGCAGCAAUGCAAACAUCCGGUUUUAUCUCGAAUGAUCAUAAUCAUAAUAGUCAAUCCAUACAUCAGAGUCAACAGCGUACAUUGUUAAGUAAUCCUAAUCAGAUUACUAAAUCGACAUCCAAUGACAAUAUGAGAACAUUAAAUGACUAUAAUAAUAAUAAUCAUUCAAAUUAUCCUCAACAGUAUACAACCGCUGCAUCGCGUACAUUAACAUCUAUAAAUUCUCGACAAAAAAUACGUGAACCCUAUUUGAGAGUAAAAAAUUUAUCAAAAAAAUAUUCAUAUCGUGAUGUUAAAUUAUUAUUUUCCGAUUAUAAAUUACGUUUAGAAGAUAUUAAAAUGAUUAAUGAUCAACACGGUGAACGAACAGGUGAAGCUGUUGUUCAAUUUCGUUCAAUUGACGAUGCUGAAGAAGCAUUGUCACAAUUUAAUUACGUUUAUUAUGGUGGACAAAAUGUACAGAUUAUACCGGCAACAGAAUAUGAAUUUGCUUCGUCUCUAGAUUCAUUUAUACCAACAUCAGUGAAAAAACGCCAACCAGAAGGCGGAUAUUGUGUCAAAGUAUUAGGCAUUCCAAACAAAUGGUAUAAACGUGAUAUAAGAAAAUUAUUUACUGCAUCAGAAAUUAUUCCUGAUCGUGGAAUCUAUUUAGAUUUAGACACAGACGGAAUGAUAUGUGGACCAGCCUUUAUCGAAUUUCUUAGCGAAGUUGAUUUAGAGAAAGCUUUAUUUUAUCACGAUGAACAUUCUGGUAACUCUAGAUUUGAUAUUCAACGUAUAUCGAAAAAAGAAAUGGAAAUGGAAAUUAACGCGUUAAAACCAAAAGAACGUCGUGGUCGUGGUGUAAAUGAUGACGGUCGUUUACGACGUUCUCGUAGUCGUUCACGUUCGCGUGAUCAUGAUAUACGUAGUGGUGGUGCUGGCAGAAAUUAUCAGACACGUAUGAAUCAAGAUGAUGACGAUGGAACAAAUGGCAAUACCAACGCCUCAUCAUAUCCACGCCGUCCAAGAUACAAUGAAGAAUUACCACCAACGAUAUGUUGUUUGAGAAUGAGAAAUAUUCCCUAUGCUACACGUGAGAAUGAUGUAAGAACUUUCUUUCAAGGAAUGGAUAUCGCUCAAGAUGGUAUUCAGUUUAAAUAUGAUAAAAGUGGUCGUCCAGCUGGUGAAUGUUAUGUUCGAUUUUCAUCAAGUAACGAUUGUCGAAAGGCAUAUGAAAAAAAUCGUUUACAGUUUGGUGGUCGUGUACUUGAAUUGCGAGCAUUAUCCUUAUGGGAAUUUCAAUCAGCAAAUAAAGAUGAACCAGAUGAAACCGGUGCAACAUUUUCAUCCAGCGGUGGUUUAGGACGUGUGACAAAUUUUAAUCAAAAUUAUAAUAACAAUAAAUCAUCAUCUAUGGAAAUAAAUCAACAAAAUAAUUUUCCUGGAAAACGUAAACUUCACGAUAGGGAUGAUAAUAAAAAUGAUGAACAUAUGAAAUCUCCUAUAAAUGAUUAUUCACAACAACGACCAAGACAAUACAUUGAUCGUCGACAGCAAUAUGAGAAUAAUAACCACACUGCACCAUCAACAGCACUAUCUCUCAUCGAUUCAACAAAUGAAUUACCUAAUGAUAAGUCACCUUCAUCAGACGAUCAACAAGGAAAAAUAUUAAGAAUAAACAAUGUUAACAAUCUUCAAGAUAACCGUUCACCAAUAGCCAAACAAUUAACUCAAUUACCAGCAUGCUAUGAUCAAUACCGUGGACAGGUAUUAUUAAUGUCAAAUGUCCAUUUUCGUGCAACAAGAGAAGAAAUCUUACAACUUUUAAGAGUAUAUCGUCCAAUUGAAGAGACGUUAAAGAUUCAUCGUGAUUCAUCUGGAAAACCGACCGGACAUGCUGUUGUAGCAUUAACAAAUCGUGAUGACGUUCAACAAGCUUUAAAAGAAUUGGAUAAUUCAUCUUUUUUACAUCGAAAAAUAUCUGUACGUGUAGUAUGA